UGCCGUAUCUCAUGUGCCGAUGCGUCCCUCCUUCCCUCACAAACCAAAUGAUUUCAUGAGCUUCGGUCCCUUGGGAGAAGUCACAGACGCAGUCAUCUGCGGCUCACGCAGCCCCCCUGGCCCUCCAUCCCCCUUGAUGGGCACACCGAACUGCACACCCUCCGCUUGCAGUUUCUCGGCCAGAAUCUUCAGCCCUCCCAGGUGUUCCUCAUCGAGCACUCUGCCGGCGCCCGCGGCCAUCGACCCACGGCGCGACGCCGACUGGCUGAUGAGCUGGUCGACGGACGGCAGGAUGCCGUGCCAAAGCGACAGGUUGUCUGCCUCGAUAUCGGGGAGCUCAUAAGAGGGAAGAGGCUCCAUUUCUCGCGGCGCAUCGGAGUCGUGGUCUGCAAGGAGCAUGCUCAUGGCGGUACCGGCGAGGGACCCGGAGCGGCUGGAGCGAAGCGCAGGGAUGCCCAACAGCUCCUUUCCCUUCCGUGAGUCGUCGCCAGACACCACAGACGACCGGCGGGGCAUCUCGUUUUCAACCAUCUCGAUCGACGCCACACUGCAAUCGCGUGCAAGGACACACUACACACACGUGGGUGUCCGAAGUGGCUUCCAGCUCACCUGUGUCGCUCCUUGUGCCCCUUGAUGCCCGACGACUGCCGCCAUGGGGCCUGCCAGUAGCCGAAGCUGCCCUGAUGGACCACAAGGGAUGGCUCUGUUGGGUGGUGCGUGUUGGAGUGGGUCGAGUGCAGCUCUUCGGGACACAGAGGGGUGAUAUCUGAGCACACAACAACGUCGAGAGAUAUCGGACGAUCUCAAUUUGAGUUUCGAACGCCAACCUGAUCGGACGGACACGAUAGAGUUUCUGCCUCUGCGGGAGGAGCUGCGUGACCGUUCUCUUUGCUGAGGCUGGAAACGGGGACAGAAAAGGCAUCCUGCCAUCGCUGCGUUUGCCCCCAAUUCAGAGAUCACUUAUUGUGGGGCCGACCGGGAUCCACCGCUUAGCGUUCUCUGUUCUCCUCAGGUGGUUUUUUAGAGCUAAGAAACCGCCUUACUACGUGUCCACACACAUACCACCUGAACACUCUCUCACAAACCCUUGGUCGGUUGCUCGAAUGACACCACCCUUCGCAUGACGAGUCUCUACCAUGAUCCCUCAACUGAAUCAUCUCUGAUAAAGAUGCACUGCACACCACGGCUCCCGCCAGGCAGAAUCGGAUGCAGGGUGUUCUGGGAGACAUGCACAUCAUUUCCGCCCAGACACACACACACACACGCGCGCACACACACACACACACAUCGCCUGAACAACACGAGCAGACAGGGCGCAGGUGGCCAGCAGGGAGAUGCAUCAAAGAAUCAUGCCACAGGGCUCUUACUGCUUGCGUCACUCAGCAGAGCUCACUGAGGUCAGCCAGGCGCAGCCACAGCAGCCCGUAUUGACCACGAUGGAGCAGGCACGUGGAGGCGAGGAUGCUCGCCGUGUGGCUGAAAGAGAAGACAAGAAGACUCGGAAGGCCAUCCUUCCCUGCCCUGCCGCC
Vitrella brassicaformis is the source of this 1529-nucleotide messenger RNA. The record is from the annotation of a GenBank genome assembly. NCBI's taxonomy places the organism in Eukaryota, Vitrellaceae.